This is a messenger RNA of Trichomonas vaginalis G3, 366 nucleotides long. RefSeq lists its product as uncharacterized. The transcript has a single exon. Lineage: Eukaryota; Parabasalia; Trichomonadida; Trichomonadidae. Bases 1 to 366 code for a protein of 121 amino acids. The record is from RefSeq and is a predicted model, not a curated record.
AUGGACAACAUCGAGCCAUUAGAUGAGGCAAUUUACCUUAUAGAGAUAAAUGAAGUUGUUAAGCAGUACUUGGGCAAGGACAAAGCCAACAAGUCCCUCGGCUUCUGGUUGUCUGGAAGGGCUGUCUUGAAUCUCGAGACUUCGACCGAAAUUCCAAUUCAAAUACCAGACGGGACAGCCUACGACGACAUAAAGCAAGCAAAGAAGGAAGCCAUUAUAAAGUUCUUUGCCAAGCGUCCUUGGAUACUACUUCCAAACAGAGAGAGUCCAAUUCCACGAAUUAUACAAAUUCUCAGAGCACUGUUCCACUUCUCGGGUCAACCAUUCUACAUAACCUGUGAAGGCGACAUCCAACCAGUUCAGUAA